Drosophila subpulchrella is the source of this 1939-nucleotide messenger RNA. RefSeq names its product poly(U)-specific endoribonuclease homolog. The record is from RefSeq and is a predicted model, not a curated record. Gene Ontology annotation, molecular function: RNA endonuclease activity. The transcript has 5 exons. Lineage: Eukaryota; Metazoa; Arthropoda; Insecta; Diptera; Drosophilidae. The coding region runs from base 433 to 1401 and encodes 322 amino acids.
AAGUGCACCAUAUGUUGGCAUAUUUUAUUUUAUUUGACGAAACUUAAAGUUCGGUAAACACAAAUGUAAACAGAAGGCCCAGUGAAUCCGCUCCUGAGCAAGCAAAAAGCUGCUGGCGAAGCAAAAGGCGAAAACAAACGACAACAGAUGAUCCCCAGAGAGCCCUUACAAAACAGAAAAGAGAGGGAGAGCGGUUUAUCCAAUUUUUUGGGGCUCUACUCAUAUAUUCAGCAUGUGAGCAGACGAAUCUGGACUGGAACAAUCCGCUCAGUGGCGUUUUGGCCACAGAGGCAAUCGGUCGGUCGAAAUGAGCAGAUAAAACUCGAUCAGCGCAAAAGAUUUGGGCUAUAGAUAAACACCGAAAAUACGGGGACACAAACAAAGGCGAGAAAACAAAUGUUUGACUAAUCGUAAUUAGAUAAUUAUACCACAAUGGACGCAGUGCAGCAGCAAACAAACAGCGGUAGCAACAUCGAUAGCGCCAAAUGUCAGAAGCUAAAGAGAUUCGUGAUCAUAGGCCUGCUGAUCACCAUUGGCAUCUUGAGUUGGCACUUCUACGAGUACUUUCACAGCAAACCGCUGCCCAAAACGCCCGAUGACGUCUUGACCCUCUCCAAGAACCUCUAUGCGGAGGAGACCGAGGUCAGUCCGUACCUGUACAAGGUGAAUCUCCAGGGGAAGACCACGCCGGGUGCUCAUGACGAUCGAGCCCCCAGGAGUCUCUUUGAACUGCACCAGGAUUUGUUGACCAAAGAUGCCAACUCCACCACUGCCCUUCUUAUGCGGCUCUUUGAUAAUUAUGAGUUGGAUGUGGCUGUGGCGGAGCACCCAACUCCUGAGCACAUUGAGGAACAGCACAAUUUCCUCAGGACCGUGAUGAACACUCGGGUCAUGAAGCUGACCAUGAGGUAUCUGGUCAAAAAGGACAUUGUAAGCACCGAAUAUGAUGAUCAAUUGCGUUUGCUGCAGGAACUUUGGUUCACUCCGUACUCCCGAGGUCGUGGCAUCGUGGGCAGCUCCAGUUUCGAGCACGUCUUUAUGGCGGAGAUACGGGACCAAAAGGUCCUGGGAUUGCACAACUGGCUGUAUUUUGCAGACCAAGAGCAACGCGGCAAUGUGGACUACAAGGGAUGGCUGAGCCACAUGGAAACGGGAAAGAACAACCAAAUGGUGCUGAGUGUUCGCUACACGUUCCAGAAUCUGAACAAGCCAGUCACUGGAUUUUUUGUGGGCACUUCUCCCGAGUUGGAGUUGUCCCUCUAUACGGCCUGCUUUUUGACCACCUCGGAGAAGGUGCCCUGCCACAUCCAGCUGGGGCAUGCCUCCGUUCCGAUUGUCUCUCAUGGAUGGAACUGGAAUGGUAUGCGCCUGAUAGCCUCCGCCUAUCCCGACAGCUCCUAGAUCAUCGUCCCCCUACCAUCACCCAUUUCGGAAACUCAAUAAAAUGAGUUACUGCUACCUCAUCGAAGACGGCAAAAGGCUAACCUCCAAACUCAAAGUCAAGUUCAUUUUGUUUUGCCACUUUAUGAGUGCUUCUUGGCCCUGAUGUCUCUAGCAAUUGACGAGGAUGUCAGUCAGGACACGAAGUUUGUCCGUCUGCCCAUCAUUUCGGUUGUUUUGACAGCAUUGCGUGGCCCAAAGCACUUGGCCUUACAUCAUGAAGUUGUUUAUUAGUUCUAACAUUAAUAGUUAUUACCGGCGGAAGUCAAGCAAGUCAAUUGCUAUUAUGAGAGAUUGUGACGUUUAAGUAUUAUGCAGUCAUUAAACCUGCUUCACAAUGGAUUCACUCUCUCAAGCUUUGUGUAAACUGGAUUGUCAUCCCUCGUCUUUCAUACAAAACAAUAUAGGUUUUAUACAUUUUUUGAGAUCUAAAAAAAAUACUAAAUUGUAGCCCCUUUAAUUAGCUACAAGUUAAAUAGAACAUGUAAAUCCUUGUAAA